Ficedula albicollis (Collared flycatcher) is the source of this 5235-nucleotide messenger RNA. RefSeq names its product potassium voltage-gated channel subfamily H member 1 (gene KCNH1). Gene Ontology annotation, molecular function: delayed rectifier potassium channel activity. Gene Ontology annotation, cellular component: membrane. The transcript has 14 exons. Gene Ontology annotation, biological process: regulation of membrane potential; potassium ion transmembrane transport. The record is from RefSeq and is a predicted model, not a curated record. NCBI's taxonomy places the organism in Eukaryota, Metazoa, Chordata, Aves, Passeriformes, Muscicapidae. Bases 2399 to 4999 code for a protein of 866 amino acids.
UCCCUAAGUGCCACGUCCAUGCUUCUUUUAGCUACUGCCAGGGGUGGUGACUGCACUGUUUCCCUGGGCAGCUUCUUCCAAUGCUUGACAGCUCUUUCUGUGAAGGAAGUUUUCCAAAUAUCCAAUCUUAACCUCUCCUGGUGCAACUUGAGGCUGUUUCUUCUCAUCCUAUCUGUUACUACCUCUGAGAAGAGGCCAGUCCCCACCUUGCUACAGCCUCCUUUCAGGCAGUUGUAGACAGCCAUGAAUAUUUCCCUCAGUGUCCUUCUUUCCACGCUAAACAGCCCCAGCCCACUCAGCUGCUCCUCAUAAAAUUCAUCCUCCAGACCCUUCACCAGCUUUGUUGCUCUUUGGAUGCUCUUCAGCACAUCUUAUAUGUUAUGCACAUUUCACAUAUGAAGUUUCUAACUCAUUAAAUUUUAGGUCAAGGAAAGGAUUGCAGAUCACAUAUUUGGCCUUUUUAUCUUACGGUGGCAGUUUCAUGCUUUCAGUUUUUUUUUUUUUUGGAAGAGCAUUUUGACAGUUUCCUGUCUUGGGAAUGUUGCUUUACACCAUUUGAAAUCUGUGUCUAAAUAUUUUUGGAAACAGGUCAACAGAUUUGUGAUGCUUCUCCAGAAAAAUUAUGGGUAGAUGAUGUGUGUUGUGUGAAACCCAAAGAAAAUAGGAUGACAGUGGAAACCUUUUGGCAAUAUCCAGCCUGGAAACUUGUGCUUUGAUGUGAAGGUUUAUAAUUGUUCCAUAAAGAAAAGUUAGCUCUUUGUCGUCAUAACCACAUUAAGAAAAGCAUGCCUGGGAUCAAGGUAAUUUCAGAUGAAUUUACACUGCUUGGAGUCUGUUCACGCCUCUGCUGGAAAAUACAUAGGUGUCAUCUGUCAAGUACUGUGUUACUUUUACAUUAAACACAUCUAAGCCUGCUGGGUUGUAAGUGGGAGGCUUAGAGUGGACAGGGUGAGAUUUAUUAGUUCUUUUACACUGAUGGUUGUUGCUGUGUUUCAUUCAGCAUUCUUGAAUUUUCCAAAGACUUCACGUUUUAGUGGAACCACUGGAAGAUGGUGGAUUUUCUACAGCUCUAGAAAAUCAGGCCUUCAGUCUCAAGCUAGCACUUACUAGUAUUUUUGAAUUUUAGUCUUAAUGUUUUAAGGUAGAAAUUAGUAAAAAUGUGUUCUAUAACCGGCCAUUAAAAUGCCACAACAAAGCAUUUGCUAACUUCCUUUCUACUGUUAAUAUCUCCUGAGAUUUUUUUCUUUGCUUGCUUUCUUUUUGUAGUGCUGUCUUCCAGUUAAUGGUUUCAAGAGUUAUCUGCUUUCUAGAUCUGAAUGGAAUUCUUCUGCAUCAGGACAGUUGGUAACUUAUUCUUGGGAGAUGGAGAAAGUUGCAGUUCCUUUGAGAAGUCUAAGGACUUCAGCAGUUGUAGACACAUUAAAAUGCCUGUCACCAGAGGGGACAGGUGUUCCUGCUCAGCCCUUUCAGUAUCACUGUUUCAUUUCUCUUCCAUUAAUCUAAAUAUCUGGUGAGCUGUACUGUUUGCAAAGAGAAAAGAGGUUCUGUGUCUGGUUGAUUAUGAUGACAUUUUGUGGGAAAAGCCUGAGUGCAGCUGACAAUCUUGUCUUACAUAGGCAACUCAGGACAACAGGUAUCAUUUAACCACUUACAUUUUUGCAUACCCUCUUUAAAGGAAAUUUUGUUAAUAGCAGGCAGUAUGUCUUUGAAUCAGGGUGUAGACAUUCAGUAUUGUCAGUGAAGAUUCUCAGACUGUGUAUGAAGAUCUUGUAUAUAUGGCUGAAAUGGUAGCAUCUCUUUACAAAUAAUUUGGGUUUAGGGCCAGUUGUUUCCCAUAGAAGGGAAAAAAGAUAUUGUAUUUGUUUUGGCAAGCUAUUGUGCUUUUACUUUGUCCUGUUUCACUUUUGCAUAGUUGCCUAAACUACUUUUCAUAGGACUGUUCAGCAGAAAGCAGAGAUCACCUAAUUGAUACUUAAAGCUGUUGGACUUCUGUAAGAAAUGUACUUUGGUUCUCCUGCAUGGUGUUUACAUUUUUGUGCAUUUGUUUGUUGUGGUCUGGGAGGGAUUUUGGUUUUUUUUUUUUAAAUGCAAAGCAAAGCAAGUGCUUUGAUUCCAGGUAUUUGGGGAAACUGUGCUAAACUUAUGCUUUACUCCUUCUUGUCAGGUUGUCUGUCGCUGUGCUGACUUGAAGAGGUGACCAUUUGCUGGUUUUAUUUGGAGGAGAGGUUGAUUUCUGGCUGUUGAUAAACCUUCCAUAACUGAAAAAGUACAAGGAGCUGGUAUAGUAAAGUCUUAAGAUACUAAUUUUGUCUUGGGUAAUGCCCAGAUCGUGGAUUGGCCCAUUGUCUACAGCAAUGAUGGAUUUUGCAAAUUAUCAGGAUAUCACAGAGCAGAAGUUAUGCAAAAAAGCAGCACCUGCAGUUUUAUGUAUGGAGAACUGACAGACAAAGAUACAAUUGACAAGGUCCGGCAAACCUUUGAGAACUAUGAGAUGAACUCCUUUGAAAUCUUGAUGUACAAGAAGAACAGAACACCUGUCUGGUUCUUUGUGAAAAUUGCUCCAAUUCGAAAUGAGCAGGAUAAAGUGGUUUUAUUUCUUUGCACUUUCAAUGACAUAACGGCUUUCAAGCAGCCCAUUGAGGAUGAUUCAUGUAAAGGUUGGGGGAAGUUUGCCCGCUUGACCCGUGCCCUCACCAGCAGCAGAGGAGUGCUGCAGCAGCUUGCUCCCAGCGUGCAGAAAGGAGAGAACGUUCACAAGCACUCAAGACUUGCUGAGGUAUUGCAGCUGGGUUCUGAAAUCCUCCCACAGUACAAACAAGAGGCACCAAAGACUCCACCGCAUAUAAUUUUGCAUUAUUGUGUAUUCAAGACUACCUGGGAUUGGAUCAUCUUGAUUUUAACCUUCUACACUGCUAUUUUGGUCCCUUACAAUGUCUCCUUUAAAACCAAGCAGAACAACGUGGCAUGGCUGGUAGUUGACAGCAUUGUAGAUGUCAUUUUUCUGGUUGACAUUGUGCUGAAUUUCCACACCACCUUUGUGGGGCCGGCAGGAGAGGUGAUCUCUGACCCCAAGCUGAUUCGCAUGAAUUACCUGAAGACCUGGUUUGUGAUUGACCUGCUCUCCUGCCUGCCAUAUGAUGUCAUCAAUGCAUUUGAGAAUGUUGAUGAGGGCAUCAGCAGCCUCUUCAGCUCCCUCAAGGUGGUGAGGCUGCUGCGGCUGGGCCGCGUGGCUCGGAAGCUGGACCACUACAUCGAGUACGGGGCGGCCGUGCUGGUGCUGCUGGUGUGCGUGUUCGGGCUGGCCGCGCACUGGCUGGCCUGCAUCUGGUACAGCAUCGGCGACUACGAGGUCAUCGACGAGGACACCAACACCAUCCGCACCGAGAGCUGGCUCUACCAGCUGGGAGAGUCCAUAGGCACGCCCUACCGCUUCAACACCUCGGGCUUUGGGAAGUGGGAAGGCGGGCCGAGCAAAGAUUCCGUCUAUAUCUCCUCGCUGUACUUUACGAUGACCAGCCUCACCAGCGUGGGAUUUGGGAACAUCGCUCCCACGACGGAUGGGGAGAAGAUCUUUGCCGUGGCUAUGAUGAUGAUUGGCUCCCUUCUGUAUGCCACCAUUUUUGGUAAUGUUACAACCAUAUUUCAGCAAAUGUACGCUAACACAAACAGAUACCACGAAAUGCUGAACAGUGUCCGGGACUUUUUAAAGCUCUACCAGGUCCCUAAAGGACUGAGUGAACGUGUGAUGGAUUACAUCGUUUCCACCUGGUCAAUGUCCAGAGGAAUAGAUACUGAAAAGGUUUUGCAGAUUUGCCCUAAGGACAUGAGAGCAGAUAUCUGUGUGCACCUGAACCGCAAGGUUUUCAAGGAGCACCCUGCCUUCAGGCUGGCGAGCGACGGCUGCCUCCGGGCGCUGGCCAUGGAAUUCCAGACAGUGCACUGUGCUCCGGGAGACCUCAUCUACCACGCUGGAGAGAGCGUCGACAGCCUGUGCUUCGUGGUCUCGGGCUCUUUGGAGGUAAUCCAGGAUGAUGAAGUCGUUGCUAUACUAGGCAAAGGAGACGUUUUUGGUGAUGUGUUCUGGAAGGAGUCGACUCUCGCCCAGUCCUGUGCAAAUGUGAGGGCUCUGACUUACUGUGAUCUCCAUGUGAUUAAAAGGGAUGCCUUGCAGAAAGUGCUCGAGUUCUACACAGCCUUUUCACACUCCUUCUCCAGAAAUCUCAUUUUGACCUACAACUUGAGAAAAAGGAUCGUGUUCCGGAAAAUCAGCGACGUCAAGCGGGAGGAAGAGGAGAGGAUGAAGAGGAAGAACGAAGCGCCUCUGAUUUUACCCCCGGACCACCCGGUGCGGCGGCUGUUCCAGAGGUUCCGGCAGCAGAAGGAGGCGCGGCUGGCGGCCGAGCGGGGCCGCGACCCGGACGAGCCGGACGUGGAGAAGGGCAAUGCCGGCGGGGAGCAGCCCUCCGGCCGCGCCGCGGUCAAGGCCAGCGUGGUGACGGUGCGGGAGAGCCCGGCCACGCCCGUGUCCCUGCAGGGCUGGGCCAAGUUCAAGGAGGCCUGCGGCAAAGGGGAGGACUGGAACAAGGUCUCCAAGGCAGAGUCCAUGGAGACUUUACCCGAGAGAACUAAAGCUUCGGGAGAAGCUACCCUGAAGAAGACGGACUCUUGCGACAGCGGCAUUACAAAAAGCGACUUGCGCUUGGAUAACGCCGGGGAGACGAGGAGCCCGCAGGACCACAGCCCGGUCCUCACCGAGGUCAAGCAUUCCUUUUAUCCCAUCCCAGAACAGACUCUUCAGGCCACCAUGCUGGAAGUGAAGCACGAGUUGAAAGAGGACAUCAAGGCUUUAAACACAAAAAUGACCAAUAUAGAAAAUCAGCUAGCUGAGAUACUUAGGAUAUUAACCUCACGAAGAAGCUCCCAGUCGCCACAGGAGCUGUUUGAAAUAUCAAGGCCCCAGUCUCCAGAAUCAGAAAAAGACGUGUUUGGAGCUAGCUGAGGUGUUUCUUUUUAAAAACAAACAAACCAACAAACAAAGAAACAACCCCCUAACACUUUACAUUUAAUCUUUCUUGAAAACGAGUGAGGGACCCGUUCACAAAGCAUGUUCCCUCUGUCUAAAAAGGUGUGGUAACAGGAAUUGCAACCUCAUGUCAAGAUGGCAGCUGACUUUGAAGCCUUUUUGACAGCAAGGGUACAGUUUCUAAAGUUUUUUCUUUCCACCCUUUGUCCUCA